UCUAUUUUGGACUAAACCCUGUACACAGUGACUUGAGAAUAAGCACAUUUAAUUCAGUGGGACUUAAUUCUGAAUAGGCACGCUUAGGAUUGUAUUGUAUUUUAUUCAAGUUGGCACCCUUGAUUGGAGCUGAGAGUCCAGCAACAUGUUUAGUUUAUAUUGUUCCAAUUUAGCUAUCAAAUAGCAAAUAUCACCAUUGUAUUAAGAUGUUCCUGCAAUUGUUUGUUUUCAGGUGCUGCUUGACAAAUGUCUCAAGAACACCUUGAUUGCUUGGUUCAGGAUUUAGCUGACUUUUAUAAGUAUCCAUUAUUUUAAAAUUUUCACCUACUGCGUGAAUAAAUUGACGUCAUUUUUUAUUUUACAACUACUUAUACAGAUACUUUGCUUUGGAGGCUAGGACAGCUGUCUUUAAAUGUCCUUUUAGAUGAACUAGUAGAUGGCUCAUUAGGGCUGCCAUACAUCUGGAAUUUCCUGGACAUAGCUGGGAUUUGUCUGUCAAAAGUAGUGUCCAGGUGGAAUUUUCUAAAAUCAGUUAAAAUGUCUGGUGUAUGGCAGCUCAUCUCGGAAGUCUUGAUUUUUUUGGUGAAUUUUCUUUUAAAACCUCAGGGUUUUUUUUGGAGAUUUUGCAAAACAAAAACAAAAACUCAACAACUUUUCGAAAUAUGGCAACCUGCAUAAUAGAGGGAGAAGCUGGCAAAGGAAAAACAACUCUCCUCAAAAGAAUUGCCUGGUUGUGGGCUAAUGGAAACCAACAUUCAAUGAGAAAAUUCAAGCUUGUUUUCUUUAUCAGUCUGAGCAGUACUCAGGCUGGACUGUAUGAAACAGUGUGUGAGCAACUUCUUACAGAACAAUAUGAGAUGGGCAAACAGGAUUUUCUGUUAGAUGGAUAUGAUGAAUUCAAACCCCAGAGAUGCACAGAAAUAGAAUCACUGAUCAAAGACAUUUGUAAAUUCAAAAACAGUCAUUGUUACUACAAAGACUGAGUCAAAUAGAUACAACAGAUUCUUUUUUUCAGAAAUCAGGUCAAGAACCAUAUGAAGACCCUUUUGUUUGUAGUUAUUGCUUGUGCCAUCCGUGGGGAAAACUACUUUAAAUCCACAAAACAAACCAUUCUCUUCUCUACAAUACAUGAUUUGCUGGCAGGGGAAAACAAGCACAAGAGCAGAGGGAUUUGUGAAGACCAUUUUCGCCUAAGCAUAAACCCCUGUGGAGAUUUAGCACUAGAGGGAGUAUUUGACCACAAAUUUGAUUUUCAGCCUGAGGAUUUCUCCAAUGUGAAAGAACAAGUCCUGCUAGCUAUAGUCCUCAUGAAUAAAUACACAGCUCAGAGACUAAAGCCGGUAUCUUGAAUUUUUCAUAAGUCUUUCCAGGAAUACACUAGGAGAGUUUCCAAGUUAUUAACAUCCAGUUGGGAUGAGGAGGCCAGAGGGCAUAGUUACCUUCUAAGAAUGAAUAGCAUCUCAGAUAUUAUUACUACAUACCGCAGUUUACUUCUUUUUCUUUCUUUCUUUUUCUGUAUACUUGUAGAUUAUAAGCUGAAGCCACCAGAAAAAAUAUCAGGCACCUAUCAGCCAUUCAUCAGCAAGACAGUCAUUUUGGAUUGCCAUCUUCCCAUGAUCUGUCAUCAGAAAUAGAAUCCAUGAAAAAGGAAGGGAAUUAUCAAGUGGAAGAAGCGCUAGUUGCGGUUCUUGGAAACUCAUUUGUGGAGUGUGCCACUAGUAGAAUAACAAGGCAUUUGAAAUGCACACUAUAACAAGGGACAGAAACAUUUCCAGUAUGACCUGUAAAAAAAAAGUGCAACAAUAACCGAAACACUAAAUAGCCUCAUCCUUAUUUUACUGUACAGCACAUCAUAUUGUAUACUUGCAUUAUAUGUUCAAAUAAUGAGAAUUAGGUAGAUUCGUAUUUAAAUGCAAACUGAAUCAAAUUGCUGUUCUAUCCCAAAUUAUAACUGAGUGGUAGGGCAUUAUGUUCUGCAUGUAGAAGGUGCCAGGGUCAAUUCUUGGCAUAUCCAGAUAGAGCUGGCAAAGACUAGUGCUUGAAACUCUGCAGAGUUGCUGACAAUCAGUGUCAGCAAUAAGCUGAGGAAAUAGCUCAGUUGGUUAGAGCGUGGUGCUCAUAAUGUUGAGGUCACAGGUUCAGUUCCUGUAUGGGACGGCGGCAUAUCCCUGCAUUGCAGGGGGUUGGACUACAUGAUCCUCAGGGUUCCUUCUAACUCUACAAUUCUAUGAUUCUAUAAUGCAGGUAGGUCAUUAGUCAGACUGGGUAGAAAAUAGCCUCCUAAAGAUAACAAAAAACUUUGGAGACUGUCAGACUCUUAGUAUCUGAGGUUCCACAUUAAUGUGGACUGUCGUGUGAUCUUUGGAUGAAGGGAGAUGUACAAAUUUAAUAAAGUAAAUAAUAAAAAUAAAUGUUUGUGCAAAGUUGUAGAAAAAUA
This is a messenger RNA of Podarcis raffonei (Aeolian wall lizard), 2437 nucleotides long. RefSeq names its product NLR family CARD domain containing 4 (gene NLRC4). The record is from RefSeq and is a predicted model, not a curated record. Gene Ontology annotation, biological process: defense response to bacterium; detection of bacterium. Lineage: Eukaryota; Metazoa; Chordata; Lepidosauria; Squamata; Lacertidae.